Bicyclus anynana (squinting bush brown) is the source of this 4219-nucleotide messenger RNA. RefSeq names its product enhancer of mRNA-decapping protein 3 (gene Edc3). The transcript has 4 exons. Gene Ontology annotation, molecular function: mRNA binding. Gene Ontology annotation, cellular component: P-body. The record is from RefSeq and is a predicted model, not a curated record. Gene Ontology annotation, biological process: deadenylation-independent decapping of nuclear-transcribed mRNA; P-body assembly. Lineage: Eukaryota; Metazoa; Arthropoda; Insecta; Lepidoptera; Nymphalidae. The coding region runs from base 234 to 1601 and encodes 455 amino acids.
UUCUAUUUCGUACUUCGUUGAUUGUUAUGUCAUGUGUUGAUUGUUGUUCUUGUUUUGUGAUUAACUUUUUAUUGAAUCAGUGUAACAAAAUAGAAAUACAAUACAAUAUUAUUUAUAAAUACUGGUUGUUUGCAAUGUGUAUCACAUGUUUGUAGUAAUUAAAUUAUAAUUGAUGUGAAAUAAAAGUUGAUGUAAGAACAUAGGUUAGUUCUAGAAGGUGAACGAUUGUGAUAAUGUCGAAGUGGGUCGGGUACGCGGUUUCGGUGAACUGCGGGGAGCCGCUGGGAUGUUACCAGGGCACUAUCCUGGAGGCCGACGGAAACACUAUCACUCUCAACAAAGCAUUUAGAAACGGUUUCCCGUAUCCCAAGUCGCAGGUUACUUUAAAUGCUGCAGAUAUAAAGGAUCUGAAGAUAAUCGAAGCGACGCGUCCCGCGGCGACGGAGCGGGUGCACAGCACGGUGGCUGUAGGCAAGGGCAAGAAGCCGCAGCGCGCCACCGUGUGCGAGACUCUUCAGGCUAACCCAACACAGCCUGCGCCGCCGCGCAGCAAGCCCAUCGACAUACAGGGCGGGCGCGGCAAGAGUUCGCACGGCAAUGCGCACAGCGGCGGCGGCGGCAGCGGCGGCGCGCCCGGCUCGGCGGGCAAGGCGCGGCCGCACGAGCGCGCGCGCCGCCGCGACGAGGCGUGCUUCGGGGACGCGGCCGAGCCCGCCUUCAGCGACGACUUCGACUUCGAGGGCAACCUCGCGCUGUUCGACAAGCGCGCGCUGUGGGAGGAGAUGCGCGGCGCCCCCGCGCGCCCCGACGUCGUGCCGCCCAGCUUCCGACACGACGAGAACGUGCUGGGGGCUGCGCCGCCGCCGCAGCGCAUCAGAGUGCCCGACGCGCUGCGCGGCCCGACGGUGUACACGGCGGACGACGGGCGCGCUGUACCGUCCGCCGCGCCGCGCUUGCGCCGCGCCUUCUGGCAGGGCAUGCGCGCGCGCGGCCUGUUAGACUGCGCGCUGACGCUGCUGGCGCGCGCCGCCGCCGACGUGGCGCUGCGGCUGGCGGGCGGCGGGCGGCGGUUGGAGCCGCGCAACGCGCACCAGGCGCCGGUGGCGGUGGUGCUGGCGGCGGCGCACCGCGCGGGCGCGUGCGGCGUGACGGCGGCGCGCCUGCUGGCGUCGCACGGCGUGCGCGCGCACGUGCUGGUGUCGGGCGCGCGGGCGGCGUGUGCGGAGCUGCGUGAGGAGCUGCGCGCGCUGCGGGCGGCGGGCGGCGCGACGGCGGCGCGCGCGGACGAGCUGCCGGCGCCGGAUGUGGUGCUGCUGGCGCUGCACGACCCGCUGCUGGACGACGAGCAGGAGGCGCACGACGCGGCGCUGCGCUGGGCAGCCGCCGCGCGCGCCGCCGUGCUCGCGCUCGAGCCGCCCUCUGAAGGUUGGGCGGGCAUAAGCGUGCGCGCGUCGCUGCAGGGCGGGCUGCCGGGCGCGCUGUCGCCCGCGCUGGGCCGCGUGCUGCUGGCCAACGUGGCGCCGCCCGCCGACCUGUUCCAGGACCUGGACGUGCACUACCGCCCGCCCUUCGGCGCCAGCAGCGUGCUCGCGCUCAACUAGCCUCCUGCACCGCCUCUGCCGGACAGCGUCGCGUCUCCUGGCCAGCGUCUCCUCUACCGGACAACGUCGCCUCUGCCGGACAGCAUCCUCUGCCGGACAGCGUCGCCUCUGCCGGACAGCGUCGCCUCUGCCGGACAGCGUCGCCUCUGCUGGACAGCAUCCUCUGCCGGACAGCGUCGCCUCUGCCGGACAGCGUCGACCAGACAGCGUCGCUUCUACCGGACAGCGUCGCUUCUACCGGACAGCGUCGCCUCUUCCGGACAACGUCGCCUCUCCUGGCCAGAGCGGGCUCUACCGGACAAUAAAGUGUGACGCGUCUUCCGGACAGCAUCGUUUCUUUCGGAUAACAUCGUUUGUACCGGACAGCAUUGCUUUCUCAUCCAAUAAAGCAGUGGCAUUUCAUUUAUUCAGCAUACCAAUAUUUAACGUUUCUGCCCUGUGGGCAGUAGAAUAUUGCUUGAAAUGUUAAAAAAAUCAAAAUGCUAUGCAAUUCUCCUAUCAUUGUGCAUUUAAAAAUGUUUUAAUGGAUAUUGAAGAGUAAUACGUAGAACAAAAAACACCAUUAACCAUUAAACAAGAAAGACCAAACCUUGUGUCUCUAGUGAAGGGUUGCCACGACUCUGUUCUAGCGACUGGAGACAUGAUUCCUCAUGAUAUCCUGUAUAAAAUAUCAUCCUAUCCUACUAAUAUUAUAAACGCGAAAGUUGUUUGGAUGUUUGUUUGGAUGUUUGUAACUCUUUAACGCUGCUACUAGGAGCGAUUUGGCUAAAAUUUAAAAUGGAAAUAAUUGAGAUUGUGGAGAUUUGGGGAAAACUGAAUUCCACGUGGACGAAGUCGCUGGCGUCCGCUAGUACGUUUUAUAAUUGGACAAUUGAGGAAUUUGACUUUUGAAAUAUUCUACCUUCCAUAGUCCAAACUAAUUGAGGGCUUAGGGAGAGAGAGGAUUGAUUAAGGAGGUAUGACUAUAUUGCAAGCCCUUGAUCCAUUGUAAGAGUUUAUAAUAUGUAGCUAUCACAAAAACUCUGCCUGUGUAACCCGCUACAGACGUGCAGUUAUAACUGAACAGUUAAAUUUAACGUGUGUAGUGUCCGUCAGUUUUAACUGUGUAACUAAUGAUUUUGAAAUUUCGUUUAAAUAAAACUGUACAGUUAAAACUGAACGUCUGUAGCGCGGAUAAGGCCAUUAGAGAUUGUUUUAUAUAAUUUUAAUUUUCACUGCCUUUUACAUUGUGUGAAAUAUCUUGUACACUUGAGCUGCCGUGUCAUGACACCAAUUUAUCUGAUAGUAAUAAAAUACAUUUAUGAGAAACCUUUUUUUAAAAUUAUGUAACCAUCAAGGAACUAAUUUAUACAGUGUAAUGUCAUGGCGCAGCAGAGAGAGAGGUUUCGUGCUAUGGAUAUAUGUAAAAUUAAUUACACAAUAAUAAUAAUCGAUCGCGGCCCUAGUACGAGUUUUUGUAGUUAAAUAUAUCGCAAUGUAGUGAUAUAGAAUGUUUAAAAUAAGGAAUCUAUAUAGUCUACUUUGACUAUUAUCUCGACAUCGUUAUGAUGUAUUGGUGUUGUAGACAUCUGCGGUGUGAUGUAGUUGUGAUCUGAAGUGAACGAAGUCGUGACCUGAAGUGAACGAAGUCGUGAUCUGAAGUGAACGAAGUCGUGAUCUGAAGUGUACGAAGUCGUGAUCUGAAGUGAACGAAGUCGUGAUCAGAACUGGACGAAGUCGUGAUCUGAAGUGGAAGAAGUCGUGAUCUGAAGUGAACGAAGUCGUGAUCUGAACUGGACGAAGUCGUGAUCUGAAGUGAACGAAGUCGCUUAGAGAUCAUUUUCUUUUAUAAUAUUAAAUUAUAAUUGAAACUCAGCGAGAAGAACUCAGCGAGAAGAAUGUGCUUCUUUUGUGUCUAUAUUUUUCUUUAUUAUAAAGCAAUGGCUAUUAGUAUAGUCGUAUCUAACCUAAAUUGAAAGCUACCAACUCGGAACUCCAACCAUUAUUGUGAAUAUAUUUUUGCGAGAUAUAAAGCCUUAAUCGAGGGGUCCAUUUGGCCCCGUCUAGCUGCACUGCGGUUAGUGUAGCCUGACCAUAACUUGAAACCUUGUUUGGGGGCGCCAUUGUAAUUUUUUUUCAUUGCCACAAACUUAUCAGGCCCUAUUCUCGCUGGUGUCAUUGUUGCUUAUUUAUACUCCGCGCCACAAAACAAAUCUCGUAGACGCGACUCUCAUUGUCAUUUAGUAAUGGCGGUCAUUUUGUCAAUUUUGUGUAAUUUGACAAUUUUAGUUCAGGUUUUAGCCACGGGACUUCUUUCGUGGCGCGGAUUCUAGUAUAAUAGUUUUGCAAAAUGGCGACUGUCGCAACGUUAGUUCCAGUUUUGGCCACCGGGUCAGUCGGAAGUACGUUAUUAGAGGAAGAAUAGUUCCAUUUUUUUCCGUAAAAUAAGUAGAACACAUUUUAUAUUUUGUGGUCGGGCUAUAGCUAAUAUGAAAACUCGUACUAGAAAUAUUGAGGUUGUUUGGAGAAAAACCUUUUGCAUUUAGAUAAUUUAUGGACAAAUAAAUAAAUUAUUUCUUGAAUAAACUUAAAACAUACGCUUAUAAAGUGAUGAAUGAAUUACAUAACUAUUUUUUAUA